Mirounga angustirostris (Northern elephant seal) is the source of this 8220-nucleotide messenger RNA. It is a transcript of the gene SFI1, whose product is annotated as SFI1 centrin binding protein. The record is from RefSeq and is a predicted model, not a curated record. Lineage: Eukaryota; Metazoa; Chordata; Mammalia; Carnivora; Phocidae. The transcript is spliced from 32 exons. Gene Ontology annotation, molecular function: phosphatase binding. Bases 4221 to 8186 code for a protein of 1321 amino acids.
CGCGCCUGGCAGCUCUCCCUGGAAGGCGGUGGUCCCAGCGAAGUCUGGGUCCGGGGUCCGCGGCCUGGUGCGAUUUGGGAGCGCGACGACUGCUGCGUUCGCACGGUUCGCGACGGCGGGGAACCGUGGGGCUUCGGCGGUGGCAGUCUGAGGCGAACCUGGGGGCUUUUGAGCCUGGCGUUUGUGGGCUCGAAUCUCAGGUUUUUCAUUAGUGGCGUAAUGUUGGGCAAAGCCCUUUUUCUCCCUUUUUCUUUCUAAAAUGGCUCCUCUCUAUAAAUUUAUGUGAUUGUAUGUUGUUGCAUUAACAAACUUGCCACCAUUGCUUUUGAUUGAGCUAAAGGCGACUGACAGAUUCAUGGAAAGGUGUUUUUUUUUCCCCCGCCCAUAACCCGAGUCUUUCUACGCCUGCACGGGAAGGGGAAGUGCGAGUGUUUGGGUGAAAAUGAGACGGCGAAUGUGAAGCGCAUAGUCCCAGGUGGCGAGACUUUGGCAAAUGGGUGCACAGCAAUGCAAACAAUUUCCCUACUCUGAGAAAUGAGAGUAAUUGCCGUGCUGGGGAGGAGCCAUCAGUAAAGGUUUGACGGAGAUCACAUGUGAGCCCGGUCUGCAGGAAUAUCCCCAGCCCCAAUUUCUGUCGCGUGCUGACCGCCCGGGCUUGCUGUGAAAUGUUACAUGGGCGUAGAGGGAAACGCAGUUUUUCUCGCUAAAGGGUAGUGAAGUCUCCAUUUCUUUGAAGGGGCCUACUUUGAACUUGACUUGUAAAAUAAGGGGAUUGGGCAUUGAGUGAUCGCCAAGUUCCCUUCCUAUGAGUCUUGGCAACCGAGAAAAUUAUGAAAACAUUUUUCUUUUAGUCUGUAAUACUGAAUAAAAUGUGUUUCAAUUUUUUUUUUAAUAACAUGUGUUAACGAUCUUUGCAGGCAAGAGGCAGAGGGAAACAUUUGCAAAUUGGGCCGGAGUUUGCAUCCCAGUUCUGCCACACCCUACAGGCUGGGGUUAGGCCAGUUCUUUAUCCUUAGCCUUGGUUUUCUAAUCAAUAAAAUUGGAAAGAUGAUAACCCAUCUCACAGGGGCUGUUAUCAAUAUUAAAAAGGAUAAGUUGGGUAAAAAGCCUUACACAACCUCCGUAAAGCUGCCUUUUUAUUUUUUUAAGCCUAUUCAGAGGCACAUUGUAGGUAAUGAAACAAUGCUCGUCUUAAUAUUUUAGAAAUCAAGUUGCUUUUGGAAUCAGGUUCUUCCUAAGGUUGAGGAUAAUGGUAUAAUCCUUUUGCUAUCAGAUAUAAUGAAGAAGGCCCAUUCUUUGAAGCUCUUAUAUUCUGGUUCUGCCAGUUGGUGUGAAACCUGAGCCAGUCAUUUCGUUUUUCUGGACCUGUUUACUCCUUUGUCAAAAAAGGAUAGUAGUACCUACUUUUGAGGAAUUAGAGAUAUUAAGAACAUUGUCCUUAUUCCUGUGUAAUAAACCACCCCAAAACUCAGUGGCUUAACUCAAUUAUUUAUUUUGCAAGACACCUGGUUUCUGCUCCAUCUAAUGGCUCGCUUACUCACAUAUUUGGUGCUUGAUGGCUGUCGGCUGGGACUCCUGGAGCUGUUGACUGGAACGUUUAUACAUGCCCUCUCUGUGGCCCGAGCUUUUCUCACAACAUGGUGGCAGGAUUCUGUGGGCAGCCAGCUGCUGAACUGCCUUUUCUAACCUAGCCUCGGAGUCAUUCAGUGUUCUGCCACAUGCUGUAUUCUAUUAAGAAGUCACUAAGGGGAGGGGACUUAGACUACUUUUAUACAGAAGUGUCAAAAAAUUUUUGGACAUAUUUUAAAAUUACCAAAAGGGGCGCCUGGGUGGCUCAGUCGUUAAAAUUACCACAACUACACAUAAAAUCUGCUCAAGGCAUUGUAGCUACCAUGGUAGACGCCUGGCCUGGAGCUAAUUUCCUGGGCCCUCCGGUCUGUCCUAGUUGGGAUGUACUCUUCCACCAAGCUCUCCUUUAGUAUCUUGUAGAACCUUGGUCUCAACUCACUUAUCUCUCAGACUCAAUUUGUCCUUGUGAAAGGAGAUGCAAAUUAGUACCUGGGAAUAAAGGUAGUAAUUUACUAAGGGAGGGUCACCUGUGUCAUACAAAACCUAGAUGCUUGCAAAUCCUUGUUUAAUUGUAGCUUUUGAAUAUUCUCGGUAAGAAUGAUAGUUUGUAAUUCUAAAUGCCCCUUUUUGCAAUUAAUGAAUUUUCAAAUAUCUGUAUGAGAGGCUCCUUGAGAGAAUAAGAGAAAUUAUUUACUCUUGUUCUUUACUAAGUAUUUGCAAGAUCUUCAUUUAGGUUCAGUUGUUGGUUCAAAGUUUGGCAUAAGGGGGCUCAAAAGUUCAGUCAGUUGGGGAAAUUAGCAGUCCAAGAGCAGUAGAGAAGCAGAUGAAAAUACUAGAAACCUAGUAAUUUUUAGAGCAGCCUUAUGUCAGAAAGUUGGGAUUACACCUCAACUAGACAGUGCCUCUCUAAAUGCGUUUUUUUCCUGUUCAGUUUUUCUUGCUCUAAGGGUAAUCCCUGGUUCUAAGAAAAAGAGUUGAACAGUUUCACAGAUGUGUGGCAUAAUGUACUCAGGUUAAGGACUAUAAAGAAAUUAAGGGAAUUUUGGAAGACCACACAAAUUCUUUGCAGAGCCUCUACCCUUUCUGGUGCUUUACAUGUUUGAUUUUAUUUAUGGGAAGUACUUAAAACAGAGCCAACUGAGUAAGUGCUGCUGCACUAGCUGUUGUUACUCUAUACUGUUCUAAUCUUUCCUGACAGGAGUAAUUAUUUGCAUUAAUAAUUCGAAAAUGCCUUUCAUCCCUUCCUAAAUUAGUCAAAGUUGACGGUAGUAAAGGUACAUGACAGGAAUAAAGCAUCAGCAAAUCAUCUAGAAAGCAUAAAGUACUUAUAAGACUAAUUUUACAGUUAGUAAAUAUUAGUGUUAAUUAGGACUUUGAAACUCACUAAAUUAGUCAUCCCUAAAAGAUUGGUUCCCGUGUCCUGCUAAAGUGGAACUUCUUUUAAACACCUGUUUUUUAGUAACAAAAAUUAGCAUAUGUAGAAAAUCCAGCAAAAAUGCAAACUACCUGUGUGACUUUAAUCCCAGGACACCCAACAAGUUAUUUUACCUCAUAUUUGUAAUAUAAAAUCUUUCAAGCAUUUAAGUACAUAAUGCUAGCCUUUGCUGUCUCCACCAAAAAUCUCAUGUGCUUUCAAAUGUUUUACAAAGCGCAGGAGAAAAGCAUAUGAAAGUGCCCCACCUACCUUCCCUUACUCCUAUUUUUUAAAAGAUAAGAGUUUUAAAAAAAAGUUAACGACUAUUUACUAACAAUUAGUGCUUAAAUACAUUUUUUAAGGAAGGGUUCAGAGAAGAUCCCAGCCUGGGAUCAUUUAAAUUCGGGGGCCGCGGAACAACAUAUCCCUUGCCCUUCAGAUUGACAACCUCCCUGGUCCACGCAUGCGCGCGCCCUACUCUUUAGGGGCUGGCUCGCACCGGCUGGGAACCAUCGAGAACCAAGAGCUAGAGAGGCUCACGCGGGAGCCUGGAAGUGGGGGGAAGGAGGGCCUUCGUCCGCGUGGGCCUCAUCCCUAGUCCCUGCCGCGUGAGGCGUAGCUCGGGAAUCCGAUUCGAAAUAACUCCUACUUCUCUUGUCUAAGAGUGGCUGUAGGAAGCUGAGCUCUGAGAGAAGCGAGUAGGCCGAGGAGUCCGAAAGCCCACCUUGAGGUUGCACAGACGGCGUAUUCAUCCGCGCACUUUGGGGCCAACACAGCCUUGCCGGUGCUCUCCGGCUGCCAGAAGGAGGCGUGUCACCUAUCGGACUGAGGCUGCGCGAACUCUAGAGUCCCUGGAGGGGCGUGUCACACGCACGCCGCGUCGCCGUGGAGACAGGGGCGGGGCCGGCGCGAGACACGCGUGCUGAGACGCGGGAAGCGCUGAGGAGGGUGUGGGCCCCGCGGGUCGGACGAGCGCGGGCCGCGGCUGCCCACUCCUGCUGGGACUUCGCGAGGCCGGAGUGCUCGGCUUGUCAGUUUAUUUGUUGAAGGAACUGGGUCGUUAGUCCUUUGAAGUUUCCUACAUCACCAAUUUUGCUGAUUGCAGAAUCAUUUUUAUUCCCUGUAUUUUUGUUAAAAAGGGAAGAUAAAAGACUUUUUGAUUCAUGAAGAAUCUGCUCACUGAGAAGUGUAUAUCAAGCCACUGCCAAAUUUCCAUCAAAAGAGAAGUAAGCAGAGAAUGCAGAGGAAGGUGGACUCCAGGUCUUUUAAGGAUGGUGCAGUUAAGAAAACUUAUCCUCCAAAGAUACUGACCAACCAGAAGUCUUCUGCCUUCUCUGGGAUGCGGAGUGAGAUACCUAGUGCCAGUCAUCCAGUUCAGUAUCAUGCCUCACGUGGUUGGACCCAAAGGAACCGGUUACGAGAGUUGCGUAUCAGAUGCGUGGCCAGGAAGUUCUUAUAUUUGUGGAUUCGAAUGACUUUUGGAAGAGUAUUUCCCUCUAAAGCCAGGUUUUACUAUGAGCAAAGAAUACUUCGGAAGGUCUUUGAAGAAUGGAAAGAAGAGUGGUGGGUUUUCCAGCGAGAGUGGAAACUCUGUGUUCGAGCAGACUGUCACUACAGAUAUUACUUAUACAACCUGAUGUUCCAGACCUGGAGGACCUAUGUGCAUCAGCAGCAGGAGAAGAGGACCAAGUACAUUAGAGCCGAGAAUCAUGAUGCAAGGCAAAAGAUGAGGCAGGCCUGGAAGUCCUGGCUGAUCUACGUGGUUUUUCGUAGAACCAAACUUCAGAUGCAGACCACCGCCCUGGAGUUUAGGCAGCAGAGUAUUUUGUGGCUGUGGUGGAGCCAGUGGAGAGAGCAACUGGGACAGGUGUGUGUGGGCCAUGCCCUGCUUGCGUCAGCUGUGAAGCACAGGGCCCUGAGCCUCCAGCUGCAGGCCUGGUCACGGUGGUGGGAACAACUCCUACACGUCCAGAGGGAGAGAUGGAAGAUGGUCUCCGCAGUGAAACACCAUGAGCACUGGCAAAAGUGGAAAUCCCUGAGGGCCUGGCUCAAAUACCUGAGGGUCCGCAGAGUGAAGAGACAAUGGAAUGAGAUGGCUGAGCGAUUCCAUCGGGUCACUAUGCUCCAGACACACUUCUGUGAUUGGCAGUGGGCCUGGGAGCGGAAGGAGAGCUUGCACGCCCAGCACGCCCAGGUGGAGGGGUUGGCCCGGAGGAUGGCUCUGCGGCGGGCCUUCACUCACUGGAAACACUAUGUGCUGCUGUAUGCCGAAGAAGCGGCCCAGUGGAAGGUGGCGGAAGAACACAGGAGGCGCAGCUUGCUGCACUUCUGUUUUCGAGCCCUAAAAGACAAUGUGACCCAUGCCCAUCUCCAGCAAAUAAGAAGGAAUCUCGCUCACCAGCAGUAUGACAUCAUGCUGCUGCACAGGUUCUGGGACCUCUGGCAGACUCGGAUUGAGCAGAGAGAAGAGAGAGAGCAGCUCCCCUCACUGUGUGCUGCCUGGGACCACUGCAGAAUAACGUUGCUACGCAAGUGUAUCAAAUCGUGGUUACAUUAUACUCAGAAGAGGCGAUACAAGCAGCGGCUGCGGUCCAGAGCAGACAGUUACUUCGAGCAGAGAGUCCUGCCUGCGGCCUUCUGCACAUGGAGAAGAUUCUGGCGAUGGCACCAGCAGGAAAGUGUCCUCAGUGCGAGAGCAGCACGCUUUCACAGGGAGACGUUGGAGAAGCAAGUAUUUGCUAUUUGGUGGCAGAAAAUGUUUCAGCAUCGAGAAAACCGCUUGGCGGAGAGAAUGGCCAUCCUUCACUCAGAGCGGCAGCUCCUGCAGAGGUCCUGGUCCACGUGGCACCAGCAGGCAGCAGCACGUUACCGGGAGCGACAGUGGACAGCAGCGGCCUGGGCCCACCGCCGCCACUGCCAGCUCAGGAGGGCUUUCUGCAUCUGGAGGGACAGUGCCCGAGGCCUCAGGACAGAGAAGACCGGCCUGGUGCUGGCUGCAGAGUUCCAGGCCGCUCAGCUCCUGCGCCAGGCCUGGGACAGGUGGAAGGAGGGCCUGGCCCUGCGCGCUGCUGAGCGGCGGAAGCUGACGCGCGCCCGCCUGCAUCACCGGCGCACCUUGCUGCGCGGGGCGCUGCGCACCUGGGCGACGUACCAGAGCCGCGUGCGGAGCGUCCUCCAGGAGGUGGCGGCCAGGGAGAGGCAGCACGCGAGGCGGCUGCUUCGGUGUGUGCUCCGUCGCUGGAGAGAGAACACCCUGGCCCUUGUGACUGAAGCCCAGCAAACCUCCCGAGCAAGCGCUCACUACCGGCGAACCUUGUGUUCCAAGGUCCUGGUGCAGUGGCGGGAGGCUGCAUCUGUGCAGAUAUAUUACCGACAGCAGGAGGACUGUGCCAUCAAGGAGGCCCGGAAGGUGCUGGAUAAGGGCUGUCUCAGGACGUGGUUUCGGCGCUGGCGGGACCGAGGCCAGAGGGCGGCCCAGCAGAGAGCCCAGCUCAGGAGGGCGGCUGCGCAUCACGGCCGGUGGCGGCUGCGGCAGGCCGUGGCCCGGUGGAAGGCGCACCAUCUGGGCUGUGUCAGGAAGCGGCUCCUGCAAAGGCGGGGUGCCCAGCUCCUGGCCCAGACCCGCAGCCGGGCCUGCUUCCGCCAGUGGAAACAACAGCUGGCGAACAGGAGGCGCGAGCAGCAGGGCACAGCCCGGGCCCUGUGGUUCUGGUCCUUCUCACUACAGGCAAAGGUAACGGGGGCUCCCCCCCUGCUCUCCCUGCCUCUCCCAGGAGAGGACCUCGCUUCGGUGGACGGCAGGCUGGGUCGUGGGGACAGCCCUGGGCGGGGGGGAGGCUUAAGCAGGGAGAACUGGGCCUCAUCUCCUCCUCACCCUGGAGGUGUGGGCCGCAUGGCUGGGCUUUGUGCUGGAAAGGAGGAGAAAGAAGGCGCGUCAGGAGCGGGCCGUACAGGCCUACCACCGGCAGCUUCUCCAGGAGGGCGCCACACACCUCCUGCGGUUCGCAGCCGGCAUGAAGGCCUUCCGGCAGCAGCUGCAUGCCCAGCAGCAGGUGCAGCUCACAGUCUCCACCGUGCGGUCCAUCACUGUGCCAUGCUCUGGAAACAGAAGGUUCUGGGCCAGGGCAGGGAGCCUCGGCCCCUCACGUGCACCAUGCCCAGCAGGAGAGUGACAUUUGACAGACCCCUUUCCACCUGUGUCGCGGCUGGGGCUGGGGAUGCCGCCCUGGAGACCAAGAAGCCACGAGAUCCUCAUGGGCCCCGAGGAGCUCUGGGCAGCCUGUCUCUGGCUGCUGGGGACCCCCACCUCCUAGAGCUCAAUGCUGCCCGCUUGGCAAGAAAGCAGCCUCGACGCCCACAUUUCCUGCUGGAGCCGGUGCCGAGCCAGAGGCCCCUGGGGUGUGGCACCCUCGGGGGGAAAGGGCCUGAGGCACCGAGGGCGUGCGACCCAGGUGUGGCCCAGCCCGCAGGCCCUGCCCUGACGAGGCCUUGCCUGCCAGUGGCCUGGACAGCACUGGUCCCAAGCAGCCCCCUGCCCCAGCCCGGGGCCCUGCCGGGUCACCCUGGCCUGAGGCUGCCCCCCACGUUGAGUACAGGCCCAGAGCUGCUGCCCCCUUCGUCCUUCAUGCCAUGUGGGGUGCAAGCACCUGCCAGGGCGUCUGCACAGCCCACCAUCCCUGGGCUCACAGCCCAGGCCUCGCCAUCCCCAGCCAGUGUCCCUCACUCUGGCCUGCUGCUUCCUGGGGACUUCACAGGCACCGGCGGGCCUGGCUCUGCAAGCGCAGGUGCGCAGCUGAAGCCUGUCAGCACCAAGGGUGCCCGGGCCGCUCCCGAUGCCUGGGAUCCCUCCAUUCAGCCUUGGCCUAGCCAGGACCGCGGUCGAGAUCCAGCUUGUUCUGUCACCAAGGGCCCCACGGACCUGGAGGCUGAGCUGGAGGGCAUCCAGCAGCAACUGCAGGACUAUCAGACCAUGAAGCAGAACCUCUCGUCCUGCCAGCGGCAAGCAAGAAGCCUGCGCCGGUGGCUGGAGCUGAGCCACGAGGAGCCCAGGCCGGAGGACCAGGAAGCAGAGCGGCAGGUGCAGGAAGAACUACAGGAGGUGGAGCGGCAGAUCCAGCGGCUGGCCUCUGAGCUCCAGGCCCAACGCCAGCCCGUCAGCGCCUGCAUCGCGCGCGUCCAGGCCCUGCGGCGGGCUCUGUGCUAGUCACUGGCCCGGGGAGGCCUCAGCCCACCUCCAG